Messenger RNA from Bacidia gigantensis, 3264 nucleotides. RefSeq lists its product as uncharacterized. Gene Ontology annotation, molecular function: ATP binding; ATP hydrolysis activity; P-type calcium transporter activity. Gene Ontology annotation, biological process: calcium ion transmembrane transport; intracellular calcium ion homeostasis. Lineage: Eukaryota; Fungi; Ascomycota; Lecanoromycetes; Lecanorales; Ramalinaceae. Gene Ontology annotation, cellular component: plasma membrane. The coding region runs from base 1 to 3264 and encodes 1087 amino acids. The record is from RefSeq and is a predicted model, not a curated record. The transcript has 2 exons.
AUGGGUAAAAAUAAUCUCGUCAAACAAGAAUACUCUCGUCACCCCUUUCUCCUGCCUCUCACAGAAGUAUACCAACAACUUGGCACCAACAAGGACACGGGACUGAACCAGCAAAAAGCUCUUGAGUCUCACCAAAAGUAUGGCCCGAACAAAUUGGAAGGUGAAGGGGGAGUGCAAUGGUAUCGAGUGCUCCUCAAACAGAUCAGCAAUGCCAUGAUACUGGUACUGGUGCUAGCCAUGGCUCUCUCGUACGGAGUGACGGACUAUAUCGAGGGCGGGGUCAUUACAGCCGUCAUCGUCCUCAAUGUUGCCAUCGGUUUCUACCAAGAGUUCAAAGCUGAGCAGAAGAUGGAUUCACUACGUGCUCUAUCAUCACCUUCAGCUACAGUUGUACGUGACGGUAAAGUCGACACUAUCCCCUCAGGUGAAGUCGCUCCUGGUGAUAUCGUGCAUGUCAAGACCGGGGAUACUGUGCCGGCCGAUUUACGACUCUUCGAAGCUAUGAAUCUCGAAUGCGAUGAGAAGAUUCUGACUGGCGAAGCGAUGCCUGUCGCGAAAGACGUCAAGUUUGAUCCCACAGGUCUUGAUGAGGUGUCUACUGGUGCAGGCGAUCGACUGAACAUGGCAUACUCGUCCUCGACUGUCACUCGCGGCCGUGGAAAGGGCAUCGUCGUCUUUACUGGUAUGUGCACUGAGAUAGGCAGAAUCGCAGCUUCGAUGCAAGGAAAGCAGCGAAAGGCCAAUCGAUCUUUGUCGGGCAAAGAGAGCAAAAUACAGCCUGCGAAAGGGCUUGCUCUCCGUAUCUGGGACGGCAUUGGCGCCUUUCUUGGCUUGACUGUCGGAACGCCGCUGCAGAAGAAGCUGUCCAAGCUGGCGUAUGUGCUCUUUGGAUGCGCGAUUUUGCUUGCAAUAAUUGUAUUUGGAGUGAACAAAUUCAAUGUGACUAAUGAAGUCGCCAUCUAUGCUAUCUCGACUGGCAUUGCUAUCAUACCCGAGUCCUUAAUCGCUGUCUUGACAAUAACUAUGGUCGUUGGCAUGACCCAGAUGCGAAAGAGGAAAGUAGUCAUCCGUCAAUUGAGUGCCUUGGAGGCCCUUGGAGGUGUCACAAAUAUAUGCUCGGACAAGACGGGGACUCUGACACAAGGGCAAAUGAUCACUAGGAAGGUUUGGAUUCCAGGUAGCGGUAUCUACUCUGUUAAAGGUGCCGAAGCGGCGUUCAACCCUACAUCGGGGAAUGUAACCUUCUCGUCUGUGAAAGCAAACCAGGAUGCGCCAAACACGCCAUCAGACCACAUCCGAUUUGACGACAAAAGCUCAAUCAGCGACAAGACAUCAGAGCUUAAUGACAGUGAUGAGAAAGCACCAGAGAUCACGCCAGAGCUCGAAAGCUUCCUCCACUCAACAGCUCUGUGCAACCUCGCCUCGGUUCGCCACGACGACCAAAAGAACGAAUGGCAAGCAAUGGGCGAUCCAACCGAAAUAGCCCUCCAAGUCUUCGCCCACCGCUUCUCCCAGGGCAAAAAGACUCUCGAAGAAGACCACGGCUGGACCCAACUCUCCGAGUACCCCUUCGACAGCUCCAUCAAGCGCAUGUCCGUCGUCUACACCUCCCCACCCCCCACGCCCUCUAACUGGGUUUUCACAAAAGGCGCCGUCGAGCGCGUCCUCGAUCUCUGCACCACCAUCGGCACCGGCCCCACCCAGACCCUCCUAACAGAAGAAACCAAAUCCCUAGUCCUCAAUCAAAUGACACACCUGGCCUCCCAAGGCCUGCGCAUCAUAGCCAUCGCCCGGCGCCCGAUCUCCGACUUCCCCACAAAAUCCACAAUCGAGUAUUCCCGGGAGCGUAUCGAAGAGAACCUUACCCUCCUCGGCCUGGCAGGCUUAUACGACCCGCCCCGCCUCGAGACAAAAGACAGCGUCGCCUCCUGCACGACCGCGGGCAUAAAAGUGCACAUGCUGACAGGCGACCACCCAUCCACAGCCUCCGCCAUCGCGCGCGAAGUCGGCAUCCUCCCACCUGCUUCUUCUCUCGCCACAUUACCGUCCUCCACAGCUUCCGCCCUCGUGAAGACUGCGGCAGAAUUCGACGACAUGACCGAAGAUCAGAUCGAUGCGUUACCCACGCUGCCGCUGGUGAUAGCGCGUUGUUCUCCACACACGAAGACGAGAAUGAUAGCCGCGCUGCACCGACGCCGCGGAUUCGCCGCCAUGACGGGCGAUGGCGUUAACGACGCGCCUAGCCUACAAGCCGCAGACGUGGGCAUAGCGAUGGGAAUGGCGGGAUCGGACGUUGCGAAGGGCGCCGCAGACAUUGUGCUCACGGACGACAAUUUCGCCUCGAUCGUGAACGCUAUCGAAGAGGGGAGAAGGAUGUUUGACAACAUCCAGAAAUUCGUGCUGCACCUCUUGACGAGCAAUGUGGGGGAAGUGGUGCUCUUGAUCAUGGGGCUGGGCUUCCAAGAUAGGCAGGGCCUGAGCGUGUUUCCGCUCUCCCCGCUACAGAUCCUCUGGAUCAAUAUGCUGACGAGUUCCUUCCCGGCGUUCGGGCUCGGGAGGGAGAGGGCGAGUAGGAGUGUUAUGAGACGCCCGCCGCACGAUAAUCGCACGGGCGUGUUUACGUGCCAGAUUGUGUGCGAUAUGGUCGUCUACGGUAUCAUCAUGGGCGCGCUGACGCUGUUGACGUUCGUGAUUAUCGUGUAUGGCCCUGGAGGCGGGGAUUUGGGGGUUGAUUGUAAUCGGAAGUUUAGUGGAAGGUGCGAUGUGGUGUUCAGAGCGCGCGCGGCCGUGUUUGCGGAACUCACUUGGUUGAUACUUGUGAGUGCGUGGGAAUUCAAGGAUUUGAGGAGGAGUUUGUUUGCGUUGGACCCGGUUACUUCGGAGGAGAGCAGGUUUCCGUUCUUCAAAGAUGUGUUUGCGAAUAAGUUUCUGUUUUUCGCGGUGGUUAUUGGGGCGAUAUCGGUGUUUCCCGCGGUGUAUAUUCCCGGCCUGAAUACGGCGGUUUUCAAGCAUAAGGGUAUAUCGUGGGAGUGGGCCUUGAGUGUUGGGGCUGUGGUUGUGUUUGUGUUAGGGAUGGAAGCGUGGAAAGCGGUGAAGAGGUGCUUGGGACUCUUCACGGAUGAGGAAACAGUAAAGAGUGAUCCCCUGAGUCUGAAGCAGGGAGGAUGGAGUUUCGCGAAGAGUUUCUCGAGGAGCAAGAGCGAUAACAGCUAUGUCGUUGGAUUGGAAAAGGGUGGGAAUGUCACAGCACGAGAUGCGAUGUGA